Cyclocybe aegerita is the source of this 2679-nucleotide messenger RNA. The record is from the annotation of a GenBank genome assembly. NCBI's taxonomy places the organism in Eukaryota, Fungi, Basidiomycota, Agaricomycetes, Agaricales, Hemipholiotaceae.
AUGAAUACCUUUCCCAUAACUCACCAAGUAAUAUUUCCAGACAACUGGCCUCCGAAUGGGGUCGUGACCGAUGAAGGGAAUCAAAGACGAACCAACUUACACUCAUCGCCGAAGCCAUACUCCCUUCGAGAACUUCCGCCGAAUACACGUUUUGCGCCAACGUCUGGACUCCAUCUGGGUCCUGGGAAGUGGUCGCAAGUGUACCGCGGAUUCUUGACUGUCCCCGAAUUGGGACCUGUGGACGUCGUGUUGAAAGUGUACACCUGGAACUUCUUUCCGCGUACAGAGCCACUCCCAGGCUCUGCGCCUUCACCAGAGACUCACUCAGGACCGAACUCCGACGGACAUACAGAGGCACUCCUAGCGUGGACGGAGUCAUCUGCCUACAAGAAUAUGACACGCCUUCAGGGGGAAGUGGUCCCCAAAUUUUAUGGCGCCUACUUGGUUAAAACUACGGAAGGAGAUGAUGCCCACUUUGGUGCGGCUAUGUCCUACAUCGGGGGUGUAUCUUUUCUCGAACGUUGCAAUGCUCUUGGAAGUAACACAACCCACGACAUACGCUGGUAUCCCAUGGCCCUCGCGUUGUUGAAGGGUGUUUACAGCCUUCAUCAAUCGGGUGUCUGCGAUUUGGAUGUACGUAACGAUAAUCUGCGCGUCGUCCAGACCCCCGACGGCAGUUCGGAGUACCUGAUGUUUUUGGACUUCGCUUUUUCACGCCCUUCCUGGUUCCAGAAUAAGGACCAAGCUGAGGCAUAUGGCGUUGAUGUGGCAAUAGCCCACGAUUCACAGGAGAUAUGUGCUCUUAUUCACAAGGCCAAUGGUUGGGCAACCCUUGAAGAGGAAAAUAGGUCGUGGUCUUUUGUCCAGUGGGUUCGAGAGGAGUUCGGAGAGGAGACCCAGUGUCCUUCUGCUCUCAUACCCUUCUUGUCUUCCUUCUAUUCACUCCGUUCGACUACUUAUACUCCCCCAGCCAAGUGCUGGCCCCCUCAGUCUUUACUCACCAACUGGUCCACCUUCGUUACUACCAGCACAGACAGACUCGAUAUGAAGCUCCUCAUCGCGUUCGCCGCGCUCGCGACUACUGCCAGGGCAUACUGGCUCAUGGGUAUUGAGAAUUUUAUCACCACCGAGCGCCUCGACCCCGUUGUGAACCCCGGGAAGGUCUCUGGCCACGUCCACUCAGUUCUUGGCGGAAGCAACUUCAGAGCCGCCACCAAUACCUCGUUCCUCCGACAGAGCGACUGCACUUCUGUCCCAAUACCGCAGGAUAAAUCUGCGUACUGGUUCCCUCAUCUUUAUUUCCAGUGGAACAAUGGAAGCUUCACCUCUUUGAAUGGUGGCGCUGUCAUCUGUAAGCAUUACCUCUUCAGUGACAAACCAGGGACAACAACCGCCUUCCCCGAUGAUUUCCGCAUGAUCAGUGGCGACCCAACGCUGCGCACGUACGAUCCAACAAGCUCUGCUCAGCGGGCGAUCACCUUCCUCUGUCUGGACUUCAACGGUCAGAGCAUCCGGUACCCUUACCUUCCGACGACCAGGUGCCCGUCUGGCAUCCGUGCCGAAGUCAACUUCCCUAGUUGCUGGGAUGGCAAGAACACCGACUCUCCUGACCACAAGUCCCACGUCGCGUUCCUCUCUGGUGGACCGGACUCUGGAACGUGCAGCGAUCCCAGGUUCCCGAAAACUCUGCCUAGGAUCUUCAUGGAGGUCUACUGGGGCUCACAGGACUUUGACAACCUCCGCUCGCAAGCAAGGAAUGCCUCUCAACCCUUCGUGUUCGCACAUGGCGACCCCACUGGGUACGGAUAUCACGGUGAUUUCAUCAACGGCUGGCAGCCCGGUGUCCUCCAGAGAGCUGUGGACAGCUGCCACUGCAACCCGUACGGUGAUCCAAAAUGCUGCGCCGACCAAGGCAUUUUCGAUCUCACAAGCGGCAAGAACUGCAGGAUCACCCCAUCGCUCAACGAGCAGACCACCGGCACCCUCCUCAGACUGCCCGGCAACAACCCCGUCCAACCAGAGGGCAAGAAGGCAACCAUCUACCCAGACGACACCAACCCACAGUGGAUCGCGCCCGUUUACGCAUACACCGGUAACAAGCCCACUCAGAAUGGUGUCGUAGUCGGUGCGAACCCCAACGCGCCCGUUGCGGCGGCUCCGACGGCAGUCGCCACCCCAGCGAGCAGUGCCCAAGCGUCGUCGCACCCGGUCGCCUCCGCCUCCGCCGCUCCUGCCACAAGCAAAGCCACAGCCCCAACACCAGUGACAACGCAAGCGCCCGCGAACCCCACACCAGUGACGACCCAAGCGCCCGUGAACCCCACAACGACGAAAAAGGGCCUUCUACCAGGUCUCCCAAUCUCCCUCUCGCUACCCAUCAUUGGCGUUAUUGGCGGGAAGACCGCAGCUCCGGCGCCUGCUGUCCACCCGACGCCGUCCCCGUUGCUGGUCAGCCCUGUUGCUCCUGCAGCAGAGGUCAACUCGAACUCGGACACGACGAACCAUUCCGAGGCCCAGCCCGAUGCAGGGACCUGCCACUCGGGCGCCAGCAAGAAGCGUCGCUCGAACGGGUUUGAGAAGCAUCGCAGGAGCCGUAAGGCAAGGGCGGCGUUCGAGGAAGCCGCACAACUCCCUCAUGUGAGGCAUGUGGAGUAUGAGGCUUACGGGAGCGGAAACUGA